UGAAGGACACCUAAAACUCGACUUUUGCCUUCCGCGUUGGCAAUUCCGUUGGUGCCGACUUUUCUCCACGUCAGUUUUGCAUUGUAAACAGAUACUAUUCUAGCGUGGUUAGAAAACACUCAUGUAACAUCGACGAUAACUUUGUAGUUCUCUAAGAAACAGCCACCAGUCGCAUCGACAAUGUCAUUAACGUUACUGGAGACGGAUGACAGCUAUGACUUUGUUUUUAAAAUAGUUUUAGUGGGAGAUGUAGGUGUUGGCAAAACUUGUGUGGUUCAACGGUUCAAGUCUGGCAAUUUCAUGGAAAGACAAGGAAAUACCAUCGGAGUGGACUUUACCAUGAAGACAAUGGAUAUUCAAGGGAAGAGAGUGAAGCUGCAGAUCUGGGACACUGCGGGCCAGGAACGUUUCAGGACGAUCACCCAGAGUUAUUACCGCAGCACCAACGGAGCCGUCAUUGCCUAUGACAUCACUAAGAGAGGAACCUUCAUGGCUGUGCCCAACUGGAUGGAGGACGUCAAGAAAUACGGAGGGGCAAACAUUGUACCCCUGCUCAUCGGGAAUAAGUCUGACCUGGUGGAUCAGCGUGAGGUGUCGUUAGAAGAUGCCCAGACCAUGGCCCACCAGCUGGAGUUCCUGACGGCCAUUGAGACGUCGGCUAAAGACGCCUCCAACGUGGAUGAGGCCUUUAACAAGAUGGCCGCCGAGCUCAUCCUGCGCCAUGGGGGACCCAUGUUCAACGAGAAUGUGACGGAAAGCUUCAAACUCAACAGCAAAGACAUGGGCGGAGAAGGCUGGGGCUGUGGCUGCUGAUAGGAGGUGGAGAGGGGACUGUACAUGUUGAUAAUUCAAAGGUUUUGCUCCAGCUGGGGGGCUGUGGUUCGUGACCAACAGGUGGUUUGUUGACUUGUGUUUUGAAAAACAUCUAUUUGUUUUAUUCUGUUUCAGGGACCAGUUGAGAAACUUUGAUGUAGCAAUACCUGUUUUUUAAGGGGGGAGGGGGGCAUGACCUGCACAGAAAUAUUUCACAGAGAGAAAAGUGGAUGUUAUUGGACGUAAACCGAAUCUCUCAUCCAGAGAGUUGAUCUAAACCACUAUUGGAGUCACACCCUGACUUUUACUUCCCAGAGCAUGUAGCUGUGCUGUCCCUCUCUGCCCUUUAACAGAGACAGACAGGCCUGACAGGAAAUGUUAAAUCUAUCACUUCAUGUGUUGUGGCAGCCUGACAUCACAGAUUAUUAUUGAACCUUGUCCUGUAAACAGUAUUACAGUGUAGGAGAUAUAUAAACCUGCCAAGUAAGUCAUUACAUUAUUGAUCAUGAUGUUUUUAUGGGGAGGACAGAGUACAUACACGUACCAUAGACUUUGAUAUUUUUGCACAGUGAUUAUUGUUAGAAAUUGACCUGCCAUGUUUGAAGUUGUGCGGUAUGUCAAGGAAAGGAGCUUGGUGUGUCUAGUGUUGCACAUCAGAGUGUCAUCUUGAUUCUGAAUGCUUGUUGAACCAUGACUGACACAAUCACAGUCUCCUCCUGUGAAGACUACAGGAGCAUACAGUGUAUUUGGAAAGUAUUCAGACCCCGCGACUUUGUCCUCAUUUUGUUAGAUUACAGACUUAUUGUAAAAUGGGUGAAAUAAAAAUGAUUCCUCAUCAAUCUAUACACAAUACCCCAUAAUGACAAAGCAAAAACUGAUUUUUAGAUAGUUUUGCAAAUAUAUUACAAAUAAAAACAGGUAUACCUUAUUUACAUAAGUAUUCAGACCCUUUGCUAUGAGACUCAAAAUUUAUCUCCGGUGCAUCCUGUUGCCAUUGAUCAUCCUUGAGAUGUUUCUCAAAACUUGAUUGGAAAGGCACACACCUGUCUAUAUAAGGUUCCACAGUUGACAGUGCAGGUCAAAGUAAUUGUCCGUAGAGCUCCGAGACAGGAUUGUGUCGAGGCACAGAUCUGGGGAAGGGUACCAAAACAUGUCUGCGGCAUUGAAGGUCCCCAAGAACACAGUGGACUCCAUCAUUCUUAAAUGGAAGAAGUUUGGAACCACCAAGACUCUUCAUAGAACUGACCGCCCGGCCAAACUGAGCAAUCAGGGUGAAGGGCCUUGGUCAGGGAGGUGACCAAGAACCCGAUGGUCACUCUGACAGAGCUCCUGAGUUCUUCUGUGGAGAUGGGAGAAACUUCCGGAAGGACAAUCAUCUCUGCAGCACUCCACCCAUCAGGUCUUUAUGGUAGAGUGGCCAAACAGAUGCCACUCCUCAGUAAAAGGCAUGACCGCCCACUAGGAGUUUGCCAAAAACACCUAAAGACUCUUUAUGAGAAACAAGAUUUUCUGGUCUUAUGAAACUCUUUGGCCUGAAUGCCAAGCGUCACAUCUAGAGGAAACAUGGCACCAUCCCUACAGUGAAGCAUGGUGGUAGCAGCAUGCUGUGAGGAUCUUUUUCAGUGGCAGGGACUGGGAGACUAGUCAGGAUCGAGGGAAAGAUGAACGGAGCAAAGUACAGGGAGAUCCGUUAUGAAAACCAGCUCCAGAGUGCUCAGGACCUCAGACUGGGGCGAAGGCUCACCUUCCAACUGGACAACGACCCUAAGCACACAGCCAAGACAACGCAGGAGUGGCUUCAGGACAGGUCACUGAAUGUCCUUGAGUUGCCCAGCCAGAGCCCGGACUUGAAUUCGAUAGAACAUCUCUGGGGAGACCUGACAAUAUCUGUGCAGUGACGCUCCCCAUCCUUGAGAGGAUCUGCAGAGAAGAAUGGGAGAAACUCCCCAAAUACAGGUGUGCCAAGCUUGUAGCGUCAUACCCAUGAAGACUCAAGGCUGUAAUCGUUGCCAAAGGUGCUUCAACAAACUAUUAAGUAAAGGGUCUGAAUACUUAUGUAAAUGUUAUAUUUCAGCUUAUAUAUAUAUAUUUAUAUAUAUACAAAUUAGCAACAUUUUCUAAAAACCUGUUUUUGCUUUGCAAUUAUGGGGUAUUGUGUGUAGAUUGAUGAGGGGGGAAAACAAUUUAAUCCAUUUUUAGAAUAAGGCUGUAAGUUAACAAAAAUGUGGAAAAAGUCAAGGGGUCUGAAUACUUUCCAGAUGCAUUGUGUGUGUUGUACUAUGUUUGUACUGCGGGAAGGGAGUAUUAGGCUGUUUUAAUAUCUCAGGCUUGUAGGUGGAAUGCAAGGGUUGGGAAUCAACUUUCUGUAUAGUACCAUUUACCAUUUACUUUUUAUGGGACUGUACAUUCUGAAGGAGAUCGAUGGAUUUCGAUCACACAUGUCAAAAAGCUUUUUGAAAUAUGCUAGUAUAUAUCCAGUUUUAAAAUACAGAAUCAGUUUCAGGAAAUAUGCCACAUGUUAUUAACUUGGUUGAAAUGAUAGUCAUGGCUGUAUUUAAUACUGCGUUUCCCAGCCUGUUCUGGACCUGGGGACUGUGAAGAGACCUCUGGUUGCAUGUCUUGUGUUGUACCGAUGGGUGUCCGGACUGUGUGCCAACUGCUUGAACAGACAGUUUGGUACCAUCAACACCUCACACAAAGACCAAUGGUGAUGCAGUCAACCUCUCCUCUACUUUUAGCCAGGAGAGACUGACAUGCAUCAACACCUCACACAGAGACCAAUGGUGAUGCAGUCAACCUCUCCUCUACUUUUAGCCAGGAGAGACUGACAUGCAUGUUACUGACACUUUCCCUCCGUUUACAUCUGAGUGUGAUACGUGCUGCUUUGUUCUGGACCAGUUUACCUUUGACGCAUGACCACACAUUACGGACUGAGGUUCCCAAAAAAUACCAAUUAGGAAUUUGGUCGAGAUUCGACUACUGGUAUCAUAUGAACACAAAUAAGACAUGGAAAAUGUUAAAUGAGCUUUAAAAUGGCAACCUUUUCAUUUUGCUCCAUGGCAUAAUGUGUAGAAUUGAAUAAAUUAGCUUUAAAAUUGCAAUCUUUUCAUUUUGCUCCAUGGCAUAAUGUGUCAAAUCUAAUAAAUUAGCUUUAAAAAGGCAACCUUUUCCUUUUGCUCCAUGGCAUAAUGUGUAGAAUUGAAUAAAUUAGCUUUAAAAUGGCAACCUUUUCCUUUUGCUCCAUGGCAUAAUGUGUAGAAUUGAAUAAAUUAGCUUUAAAAUGGCAAUCUUUUCAUUUUGCUCCAUGGCAUAAUGUGUCAAAUCUAAUAAAUUAGCUUUAAAAAGGCAACCUUUUCCUUUUGCUCCAUGGCAUAAUGUGUAGAAUUGAAUAAAUUAGCUUUAAAAUGGCAACCUUUUCCUUUUGCUCCAUGGCAUAAUGUGUAGAAUUGCAGGAAAUGAACUUUAGAAUUGCUAAUUCUCUCUCCAACAAUAGUUUUUUUAACAGUUUGGGGUUGCGUGGGUUGUGGGGGUUUACUAAGUCGAUAAAUGACAAUAUCAAUCCGGACCUUUGCCACCUAUGACAUUUGUGUGACAGGACCUACUCGAAUAGUACUUGAGAACCCUGUUCUAGAUGAACAGAGUGCCUUUCUCUGUUUGUUGAUUUGUGGAGAGAGAUAUGACAGAAGUGAGAAUAGACAAUGGAAUCAUAAUGUGUAACUAUUAAGUUAUUCCACAUCGUUAUAAGAGUGAGGUGUUGUCGUCAGUGGAUGUUCAUUUUUCAUCUUUAUAUUCUGAACCUGAUCUGUUCAUGUCAUUUUCUUAGGAAAACCUUUUCUUUGGUUUGAGGGUUGCAGUACUAUUGGUGGGCUUUUGAGGGACUGAGGGAAACCAGUUCAGGUUAUCAACAAAUUAGAUAAAUAUUGUAAACCUUAACUUGUUAAUAAAAUAAAUAUCAUAGCCUAUACAUGCAGUUACUAUACAGUGGUCACCUUCUCUAGCCCCGUUUAUACCUGCUGCUAACGUGUCCUUCAUCCGGAUCUUGUCCUGAUCUUGCCUGUUUACACUUAUAAGAUCUGAUCAAAAUCAGUUCACAAUGCGUCUUUUAAUCGUCUAAAAAUGUGGACAAGAUGAGGACAAAGGACACAAAUUAGAACCAGGUAUAAACGUGGCUGAUGUGCCAUAAUCACAGUAUCUGUCUUCAAUAAAGUUACAAUAUCUGUAAUCCGUAUAAA
This is a messenger RNA of Salvelinus fontinalis (brook trout), 5045 nucleotides long. It is a transcript of the gene rab43, whose product is annotated as RAB43, member RAS oncogene family. The transcript is spliced from 3 exons. Gene Ontology annotation, molecular function: GTPase activity; GTP binding. The coding region runs from base 181 to 813 and encodes 210 amino acids. NCBI's taxonomy places the organism in Eukaryota, Metazoa, Chordata, Actinopteri, Salmoniformes, Salmonidae. Gene Ontology annotation, cellular component: trans-Golgi network. The record is from RefSeq and is a predicted model, not a curated record.